Messenger RNA from Racocetra persica, 316 nucleotides. Lineage: Eukaryota; Fungi; Glomeromycota; Glomeromycetes; Diversisporales; Gigasporaceae. The record is from the annotation of a GenBank genome assembly.
UAGAACCAUCUAUAAGAGGAUUUAACCCAGAAGACCCCUUACCAGAACACCAAGUAACUGAAGCAGAUAUAAUCCAAUUAGAAAACUUAGACAUGAUCCAACCCGAAGAAUAUACUAAAGAAAACUUCCAACAAGUAGCAGCAACAAAUAAGUACAUUAAAAUGUACUCAGAAUUACUAGAAGCAAUCUGUAAGAGUUGUCUACUACCAGAAACUGAUAAAGAAAUAAUUAAUAGAAUAUGUGAGAAAUGCAAUUACUGCCUCAACUAUAAGGACUCUAACCCCAAAGAAGACUUAACACAUGGCUAUUGCCCUAA